Messenger RNA from Melampsora larici-populina 98AG31, 501 nucleotides. RefSeq lists its product as uncharacterized. The coding region runs from base 1 to 501 and encodes 166 amino acids. Gene Ontology annotation, biological process: long-chain fatty acid biosynthetic process. Lineage: Eukaryota; Fungi; Basidiomycota; Pucciniomycetes; Pucciniales; Melampsoraceae. The record is from RefSeq and is a predicted model, not a curated record. Gene Ontology annotation, molecular function: transferase activity. Gene Ontology annotation, cellular component: fatty acid synthase complex. The transcript is spliced from 4 exons.
AUGACAGAAUUUAACAUUAUUGCAUCCUUACCUUCAAACUGCGGAUGUACCUUUGGUAAAACUUGCUCGAUCGGCCAAUUGGUAACCGAACCGAACACCAAACCACCUGACUCUUACCUAGCCACUUGUGCUAUCUCAUUUCCUCUCAUCCAAUUAGUCCAAUUUGCUCAUUACAUUACCUUUAGACGUACACAAGGUCUCAGUGUGGUAGUCGCUGCCUUGGUCGCAGCUCGUUUACCAGCUUCUGAAGAUACCUGGCCCAACUUUUACCAAUUGGAUAUUCGGGCUCUUACUCUUUUGUUCCAUAUCGGAUUACAAGGUUCAAUUGCAUUCCCUCCUAUCUCUUUACCAUCCAAGGUGACCAGCAUCACUGCUGAACAAGAGGGAUUACCCACACCUAUGUUGGCUGUGACUGGACUACCAUUAGGACCUUCACAGAAAGCUAUUGAAGAACUUGAUGAGCAUCUUCAAAAUGUAUAUAAGAGAAUCAUUGUAUCAUGA